AAUUUCCUUAUAUAUAUUUUAUCAUUAUCAUCUUUUUUUUUUAUUUAUAAAUUAACUUUCAUUCUAUUUUUUUAAUCCAUGCAUUUCAUUUGAUACCUAUUACUCUUCACAAUCUUUUCUUUAUUUCCAUUUAUAUAAUCAAAAUACUUUUAUAUAAUUAUUAUGAAAAUCUUCUUCAUAAACCGACUUUUAUACAAAAAUAAAACUUUUUUUUCUUAUUAUUUCCAUCUAAAAUUUUCCUUCAUAUCUGUUUCCGUCUUGGCGAAGUUUCUAUUCCUAAUCCAAUCUUUUGAUUUCUAAAAUAAAUCUUUUUUUAUUAAAAAUAUAACUUUUUUAUCCUUUUUUCAUUCUUCUUUAUAUUUUUCAUCAUUUUUAUGGUAGUAAAUACCUUUCACAUUAAUUUUGUCAUUAACUUAAUGCCUUCCAAAUACAUCUGCUGUAGGGUAAGUUAAAUUCUAUAUUCCAUAUAUUAUUUUUCUAAUAUCUCUCAUUUUUUAAUCAUUUAACGAUUUCUAGAUUCUAUAACUAUUUUGUUUGCCUUAAUACCGAUUUUUUUCAUAUAUUUUGCCUUUAUCUAAAAUUAUAAGAAGUAAUUUUAGCCUUUAUUGAGUAUUUUUUUUUGCUUUUUGGUUAAUAUUAUUGGAAUACUUGUUAAUGUAAACAAUGCAAACAUUAAAAACAGUGAUUUUUAUAGUUUAUAUCAUCUUAAUAUUGAAUUAUUUUGUUGGAUUUUUUAUAUUCCAUGGUUUUAUGUAGU
This is a messenger RNA of Ichthyophthirius multifiliis, 757 nucleotides long. RefSeq lists its product as hypothetical. The record is from RefSeq and is a predicted model, not a curated record. The transcript has a single exon. NCBI's taxonomy places the organism in Eukaryota, Ciliophora, Oligohymenophorea, Hymenostomatida.